Molecule: messenger RNA, 2205 nt
Organism: Rodentolepis nana
Lineage: Eukaryota; Metazoa; Platyhelminthes; Cestoda; Cyclophyllidea; Hymenolepididae
Source: the annotation of a GenBank genome assembly
AUGUUUGCUUCAGAAUGCAUUUGGCUAGAUGCUCCUGCAAGGUUGGCUGCGACUAGAGGCAUUAAUCAUGUAAAUAAGCGUGAUAUUGUUUCCGUCGAUAUCGUUAGUUCUUGCUCUGAAUUGCUCGAAUUUGUAACCGGGUCAAAGAAAACCCGUUUUUCUCUUUAUCUUUCGGCUCAACUAAUGUAUGGAUUAUGUCGUAUCUACGCUGAAAAACUUAUCAUAACCCUUCGUGAAGCUAACGAUCUUUAUGCCAGAUCGUUGGUUUCUUUUCGUCCUAACGUAAUUCAAAUUGACGAAGUUCGGCGACCCCAUAACAAACAAAGAACCGAUGUUGAUAUUGAACUACCUCUAACAUCAUAUGGAGAUUUCGGUUCGUUCAACAUUUCUGGCCAACUGAUGCAAUCUCAAGACAUUGAAAUACCUGUGCACAAUUUGGAGAAUUCAUUUUAUCUUCAAGCUCGUGCUGAAGACAUAACUCUUAUUGAUGCUUCAGUUACGCCAAGGACCCAUUCUAGUUACGCCUUUGGUGAAGACUUUCAAACUGAAUUUUUGUCCGAACUCUUGGGAGACAAGAGUCAAAAGCAAGUUCCUGACCUAUUUCAGGAUGAAGGUCAUCGGGGUAAUAUUGAUCAAAUUGCUGAAGAAAGGGAGAGUCGACUUACAGUAGAACAGCUACUGCCACUUGAAAGACCUUGUGAAGCGUUAAUUCCACAGAUACGACCAGAGAAUACCGCCUCAAUCUAUGAUCUUGAACAAGACCACCAGAAGUCGUCUGAGCGGUUGGAAGUAAUUAGAGAACAGAGCGAACAGCAAGCCAACGAGACCACAACAUUAAAUCAACCCGAGGCUUCAGCUUUAGUGGAAGUUCCUGAACAAACAAGUUCUAGAACUCAGUUGGCAGAAUCAGUGAAAGGGCCGUCUACACUUGAUGGGGUUCAACAGCCAGAAUUGAGCACCGUCCCAUCUCUUCAUGAAGGUCCACAAAUUCCAGAGGAUACUCAGGCGCAGCGGCAAGCACAGCACGAGAACCCACAAGUCAACGAGGAAACUCUUGUAGCACCUAGUCCAAAACGCCGACGCGUGGAAGAAAAAGACGCAACCACAAACGCCUCAAAUCGCAGUAUUUCCUUCGAUCUUGGCAACGCUCAACCUUGCGCUACGUCGUCUGCUAUCAGACCAAAGAUGCUAACGCCAUCACCAAGAUUGCGAAUAGUUCCACAGUCCCAACUCUCCGUCGUCCAAAACCCUCGCCGUCCACCAAAUCGAAGACGUGGAAAGUAUCACAAAUUCCUUAUAGACGAGAAGCUUCAACUCUCCAAGACUGAGAUGCUUAAAAACAUCCAGAAUCCCCGCGAAAUUCUUCGUACCAGAGCUGAAUAUCGCGCUCUAGGGGCCUCAUUAAUGCAUCCACGACGUGCGCGUUCACGCUAUCCCGAUCGUUUGCUUGCCCUUCCGACUAAUUUCGAGUUGUCAAUCAGCCAAACACUCUCUCAGAUGUGGCGUGCCAAACGUCAGCUCUGCGAAUUCGGGAGGUUGGAUGAGGAUUUGCUUCCGCAAAAAUCUCAACCUCCCUCGACGCGCCAUUCGAAGGGCUAUUUGUGGAGCAUUCGGGAAUCGGGUUUGGAAUCUUCAAAAGAAAUGGUUCGUGGUGGCGUAAGUGAGAUUUCUAUGGAGCCUUUAGGCCUGCGAGUAUCGUCAUUAGCUCUUCAAGACCAAUCAGCUGCAGAAAAAUGUAGUCUGGCGGUGCCUUCUCAAAGUAUCGUUAUUCCUGAAGAGCAAAUUCAACAGAAACCGCAGGAGAUGAAUACUGAAACAACAAUGAAUCCGGCCGAAGAAUUACCUCAACGCGAGAAUCAACCUGUGGAGCCGAUUCCUGAAGUUCAAAUUCCUGAAGUGAUGCAAAUAGAAGAACGGCACCCGAUAACGAUUUUACCUGAAGCUCCAGCAAUCCAACAACCCGAAACGAUUUCUGGUAUUCCAGAGUUUUACACCAGCGAGUCGGCACUCUUGGUGACUAUUGAAGCCGCCCUUAAAGGGGGAGAACCAACGGUUGACUUCUCGCGUUUGGUUUCAAAGUGUACUUCCAGAAAGCACGCUGCCACGACCUUCCACCAUUUGCUCUGUCUCUUGAAAGCGAAGUGUGUUAGAGUCACUCAAUCGGCUCCAUUUCAACCCAUUUUUAUCAGCCUUGCGGAGUCAUAA